Molecule: messenger RNA, 959 nt
Organism: Cannabis sativa
Lineage: Eukaryota; Viridiplantae; Streptophyta; Magnoliopsida; Rosales; Cannabaceae
Exons: 2
Coding region: 441-959 (172 amino acids)
Biological process (GO): proteolysis
Molecular function (GO): cysteine-type peptidase activity
Source: RefSeq, a predicted model, not a curated record
UGAGGGAGCUCCAGCGACUUCGAUCGAGGCACAACCUGUUAUCCAUGUACAUGACACCGAGUCGCAGGGUGAGAUUCUGUCGAUAGAGGCACAACCUGCACUGGUUAAGAGUCGGAAGAGGAAGAGAAAGCCUCCUGUAUGGUUCGGUGACUAUACGGAGAUGAAGAGGAGACAUAGGCCAUCUUCGACUUUUGAUCCCCUGGAGCCACCGGAUGAGAAAUUGUUAACCACUUUUCGAAAGUGGUGUGUUGGACUCAUUCCGAACCACCGACUUCGGGAUUUGAGAAGUGGUGAUUACGGUCCAGGAUUCUUUUGGAUAAUGCUCACACCAAAGGAAUGGCUUACAGAUGACGUAAGUAAAGUAUUUUAUAAUAUUACUUCACUUUACAACUUUAUGUGCAAUUAAUAUAUUUUUUUGUCUAACUGACAUUUCCCUUUAUAUGCAGCAUAUAGAGGCAGCAAUGCAUAUGCUGAGGAGGCGACGCACCGACUAUCCACUGACAUUUCCUCAGAAGGGUGUCAUUCUCUCCACAUUCGUGACCAGCAUGAUCAGCAGUGCAUGGACGAGCCACAAGGGUUCGAGGAGAAACUUUGUGUGGGAGGAUUAUAUCCUGGACUACUGCAGAGGGGUUCAUAAGUCCCAAGUCUUUGAGAGAUGGAGGGGUAACGAGUUUAUUUACUUCGUUCUGAACCUUCCCGAGGCAAGGCACUGGGUCACACUUGAAGUCGACAUAGAGCUGUGGAAAAUUAAUGUCUACGACUGUGAUUCCAGCGUCUGUCAUUGGACCGCCAUGGAACCCAUCCUGAAGACUUGGGGAGAACUGCUGCCCUCGCUAAUCCUUGCAACCGGGGAAUUUCCACAUAACAACCAGAUUAUGGCGUUAACUAACAAGGACAUAGCGAUAAAAAAUGCACUCGACUCGAGCCACUCACGACUUAGUUCCGAAGUCAACAACUAG